This is a messenger RNA of Cynara cardunculus var. scolymus (artichoke), 2219 nucleotides long. Its product is annotated as far upstream element-binding protein 1. Bases 46 to 2031 code for a protein of 661 amino acids. Gene Ontology annotation, cellular component: cytoplasm. NCBI's taxonomy places the organism in Eukaryota, Viridiplantae, Streptophyta, Magnoliopsida, Asterales, Asteraceae. Gene Ontology annotation, molecular function: mRNA binding. The record is from RefSeq and is a predicted model, not a curated record. Gene Ontology annotation, biological process: regulation of gene expression. The transcript is spliced from 6 exons.
GGUUUUCGUAACCCUUUUGCUUCUCUCUAUCCCUACACCAUUUCCAUGGCUGAGGAGGCACAGUAUUCGUCCCCCGGUGACUUUCCCACCACCAAGCGCAAGUACGAUGACUCCACCACCCCACCGCCUUCAGCAACCCGUCGACCCACUGGAUUUUCCGCUCCCAUCAUUCCUUCACAGUCUCCCGACUCCGCUCCGGCCUACAACAGUGUACCUCCACCCGUAGAUGAGAUCGAGCUCGCUAAACAGAGGGCUCAGGAGAUCGCUGCUCGUCUCUUUAACAACGCCGAGGCCAAACGCCCUAAGUUCGAGAAUGGCGGCGGAUUUGAUUCUAAUGAUAGCAAGGGUUUCAGCUCUGGUCCUACGGAUUAUGGGCAGAAGCCUUUUUCGACCACUGCUUCUUCUGUACCUUCUUCUUAUGGUUAUGGAAGCCCAAGUAAGAAGAUUGACAUACCAAAUGGAAGGGUAGGUGUGAUUAUUGGUAAAGGUGGAGAGACUAUUAAAUAUCUUCAGCUGCAAUCUGGAGCAAAGAUCCAGGUUACCCGAGAUAUGGAUGCAGAUCCUCAUUCACUUACCAGAGCAGUUGAGCUGACAGGUUCUGCAGAAUCAAUAGCCAAGGCUGAGCAAUUGAUAAAGGAUGUGCUUGCUGAGGCCGAGUCAGGAGGUUCUGGCAUAGUUUCUCGAAGAAUACCUGGUCAGCCAGGUGGUGCUGAACAAUUUGUGAUGAAAGUCCCAAACAACAAGGUUGGUCUUAUUAUUGGUAAAGGGGGCGAGACCAUUAAAAAUAUGCAAGCUAGUACAGGAGCACGUAUUCAGGUGAUACCUCUACACCCACCCCCUGGUGAUACGUCAACAGAAAGGACUGUACAGAUAGAUGGAUCCAGUGAUCAGAUUGAGGCUGCAAAACUGUUGGUUAAUGAAGUGAUCAGUGAGAAUCGUCUGAGAAAUCCGAUGGGAAGUGGUGGAUAUUCACAGCAAGGUUACCAAGCUCGACCUCAGACCAAUUGGGCACCACCUGGUCCUCAAAUGCAGCAGCAGGGCUAUGGUUAUAUGCAACCUGGUGCAUAUCCUGGUCAACCUGCUCAGUACAGCCAAGCACCAUAUGGCAGUUAUCCUCGUCCACAAACUUCAGGUGGAUAUGCUGCUGGCUGGGACCAGUCGGCAGCUGCACCAGCUCAGCAAACAACACAGGGUGGUGGUGGUUAUGAUUACUACAACCAGCAACAAGCUCCACAAACCCAAGCACCUGGUGCUCCCGCUGGCCCAACCGAUGCCUCUACCUAUGGUUACAAUCAGCAAGGUCAAGCUUAUGGUCAGGAUGGGUAUGGUGGAUAUGCAUCUGCACCCCAAUCUGGUUAUGUGCAGCCACAGGCGGGAUACGAUCAACAAGGUUAUGGUAAUCCAACACCUGGAUAUAAUACUGAAACCACCGAUGGGCAAACUGCUUCAUAUGGAGGUCAGGCUGAUAAUGGUGCUAACCAAGCUCCACCGGCAUCCGCACCUCAAUCUGGUUAUGUUCAGCAACCUAGCCCAAACCCGAAUUAUCCUCAGGGUUCUACUCAGCCAGGGUAUGGGGUGGCUCCAACGUCCCAGCCAGGCUAUGGUGCUCAGCCGCCUUCUGGAUAUGGUGGUUAUGGACCACCCCAGACUCAGAAACCUCCUGUUACACCAGCCGCUUAUGGGCAGCAGCCGCCCCAGCAGUCUCCUAAUGCUGCUCCACAAGGUGGGUAUGCCCAACCAGCUCCGUACCCUGGUGGAUAUGCCCAGCCAGAUGGUAGUGCUCAGCGGCCUCCAGCCGCUGCUUAUGGUGGUGGUGGUGGGUAUGCUCAAGCACCAUAUGGUGCCUCAGCUGGUGGUACUCAGGCAGGUGGAUAUGGGGGACAGCAGGCGGCAUAUGGAAGCUCUUAUGGCGGUGGUUAUCCCCAGCAACCUCCUGCAUAUUCUGGCGAUGCAGCAGCUGCCCCAGCAGCUCAAGGUAGUCAGCCUAGUGGUGGUGGUGCGGUUGCUAAAGCUUCGCCUCAGCAGAGUUGAUGGCGGGUGGCUGGUGAUGGUGGUUAAACAAGCCAAUUAUGGGUUGUGUAGCUUGGAAUAGACUUUGGUACUGAGACGAUGUUUCUUUUGUUAAUUGAAUAUUUUUGAAUGUUUUUCUCAAGUACAUGUGGACUUCUUUUUAGACAUGUUCCAUAUUGCAGUGCAUCAAAAAUGAUUUGAUUGGAUGU